CAGGACUCUUUGCAAGGGUAGCUGGGGUAAAUUUGCACCAAGGUAGCAGCUGUAGUAGCCGCAGUUCCAUCUCCGAUUCCACGAUGUUGCCCUUGGCCAAAAACGCACUAAGCCGUCUCCAAGUUCGAAGCAUUCAGCAAGUGGUGGCAAGGCAGAGCCAUCAGAAGAGGACACCUAAUUUCCAUGAUAAAUAUGGAAAUGCUAUAUUAGCAGGUGGAGGCAUCUUCUGUAUAUCUACAUGGACAUAUACAGCCACACAAAUUGGAAUAGAAUGGAACCUGUCCCCUGUUGGCAGAGUCACCCCAAAGGAAUGGAGAGAUCAGUAGUCAUGUCAGCUGGUACAAUAAUCAAGGAAUUGUUUCCAAACUAACUCAUAAGUGAAUGCCAAGUCAAAGAAUCAUGUACUCAUUAAACUAUGGCAGACUGAAAAACUAAUAAAGAAAUAAAGUAUUUGAAACCUUCAAAAAAAAA
Grammomys surdaster is the source of this 471-nucleotide messenger RNA. RefSeq names its product cytochrome c oxidase subunit 7B, mitochondrial. Bases 84 to 326 code for a protein of 80 amino acids. The transcript has a single exon. Lineage: Eukaryota; Metazoa; Chordata; Mammalia; Rodentia; Muridae. The record is from RefSeq and is a predicted model, not a curated record. Gene Ontology annotation, biological process: mitochondrial electron transport, cytochrome c to oxygen.